AUGCAUGGAGACCUUUUCAUCGAUAAUAAUGGACCCCUACCUCAAAUGAUCAAGCAAGAUCCGACAGUGAUGUCCUGGGGACUGUGGAUCAGCACUCUAACAACAACCUCGGCUGCACUUGUCACCGCUGGCCUGGCUGCUUUACUCGCCGUUUUAAACACAGCCACUUCUCCUAGAUCUAAGAUCCUUUCUGAUCCUGGAGUAUAUUUUAUAAAUAUCUUAACACUACUAAUGUGCAUGGCGAGUACGAGCACUUGGUUGGCGCAGUAUUACACGAAGCUAUACUUCAACGUGCUUCCAAAGGAGGACAUUGAUAAUAUGUGGACCAGCGAAGGUUCUGCCGAACUUGGUUAUUCAUUUUGGCUGGUUGUUUGUGCUGGUGUGGUGCAUUUAAUCAGCAUAGCAUUGGUAGGCUGGGGCUCAGGACGAGACAAAAUCGAACGCCUGGAGACAAUUCCCGCACUGGAGGAAAAGACCGCCGCGGCAAUAAUGCUGUAUUGA
This is a messenger RNA of Bombus pascuorum, 501 nucleotides long. RefSeq lists its product as uncharacterized. The record is from RefSeq and is a predicted model, not a curated record. The coding region runs from base 1 to 501 and encodes 166 amino acids. Lineage: Eukaryota; Metazoa; Arthropoda; Insecta; Hymenoptera; Apidae. The transcript has 4 exons.